AUGCCUCCCAAAGAGAGCAAGCAAAAGAAGCUGGUCUCUUCCCAUAGAGAAAUUCAUGCUGAAGAAGCAUCUCAGGAGCCAGCUAUUGACACUGGCCGACUCCAGGACUUUAUUGAUGAAUGGGAUGAACCAGAAUUGGAUCGUAAGACCAAGUCUUCUACUCAAUCAACAGUUCCAAAAUCGCCAUCAAAAAGACAGACGAAGAAGUCGUUUGACGCCAUAAAAUCUCAGCUGGCAAUAGACUUUCUCCAGCAGCUCGAUACUCAAAUCACACUCGGUAAGGUUGGAGAAUUGACCCAAUCUACCGGGGGAGUCAAGAUUGUGUGGAGCAAUACUCUCAAGACAACCGCCGGUCGAGCAAACUGGAAGCGAGAAACUAUCAUCUCCAAACAUAUAGGCGACAGCGCCAAGGCAGACGUGAAGCAAUAUCGGCAUCAUUCUUCCAUUGAGCUUUCCGAGAAGGUCAUUGACGAUGAGCUGCGCUUAUUGAAUGUCAUAGCACAUGAGUUCUGCCACUUGGCAAACUUCAUAAUCAAUGGUAUUACGGACAAUCCUCAUGGGAAAGAAUUCAAAGUAUGGGCAGCGAAGUGCACCCAAUUGUUUGGUUCACAAGGCAUCAAAGUCACUACGAAACAUUCGUACGAGAUCGAUUUCAAAUACGUGUGGACUUGCACAGCAUGUGGCUGCGAGUAUAAGCGCCACUCUAAAAGCAUUGAUCCCAAGAGGCAUCGAUGCGGUGCUUGUAAGGCUUCACUUGAGCAGACGAAACCAACACCGCGCCAGACGCCAGCGGGUCAAUUAAGCGAAUAUCAAUUAUUUGUCAAGGAACAAAUGAAGGUUGUUAAAAGCGAAAAUCCAAACAGCCCGCAGAAAGAAAUCAUGGGAAUAAUCGCAGAGAGAUGGACCAAGGUGAAGAGCAAAGAUGUAUAA
Trichoderma harzianum CBS 226.95 is the source of this 930-nucleotide messenger RNA. RefSeq lists its product as hypothetical. Lineage: Eukaryota; Fungi; Ascomycota; Sordariomycetes; Hypocreales; Hypocreaceae. The transcript has a single exon. Bases 1 to 930 code for a protein of 309 amino acids. The record is from RefSeq and is a predicted model, not a curated record. Gene Ontology annotation, cellular component: nucleus.